This is a messenger RNA of Punctularia strigosozonata HHB-11173 SS5, 579 nucleotides long. RefSeq lists its product as uncharacterized. The transcript is spliced from 3 exons. The coding region runs from base 1 to 579 and encodes 192 amino acids. Gene Ontology annotation, cellular component: TIM23 mitochondrial import inner membrane translocase complex. Gene Ontology annotation, biological process: protein import into mitochondrial matrix. The record is from RefSeq and is a predicted model, not a curated record. Lineage: Eukaryota; Fungi; Basidiomycota; Agaricomycetes; Corticiales; Punctulariaceae.
AUGGUGAGCUUACAAGGGAUACUCAAGAAUGUAUGGCAGGCAUCUCCUCGCGUCCUCGUACAGAUCGCUACGACAGGCGCACGCAUACUUGGCAAGGCGUUCUACGAGGCAGGUCGGCAAGCCGUCAAGAAUGCAAAGCAUCGACCGGAGGGCGGCCUGGCGGGCGACGCGGCCGGCGUGUCGAACGCCACCUCGGGGUCCAUAACGGACAAGCUCACCCGGGAGCACCGUAUGACGUUAGAUGAAGCACAGCUCAUCCUCAACUUGAAGCGAACCGAUCCGCUCGAGGUUGCGAGUAAACACUACGAGCACCUCUUCAAAGCCAACUCCCCACCGCCUCCGCCAGAAAAAGGCUCAGCAGCAACCUCGUCGCGCCUCAAGUCCAAAUCGCAGCCCGUGUACUCGCAUUACCUUCAGUCGAAGGUUGUACGCGCUCUCGAGCGAAUACAGGCCGAGGCCAAGCUCGCGCAGCAGAUCGAGGCGGAAGCGGCAGGCGCAGCGAAGGUAGAGGGUGGCGUGGCGAACGGUGCUGGGUCGACGACGUCUUCUAGCCAGGGUCCACCGCCGCCAUCGUCAUGA